GUACAACACUAAGAACAUAUAUCUCCAAAUACCUGGCCACCAGUAUUCUUGCCAGAGGAGUCUCUCUCUACGUCCUUCCGAUCGACGAAGCACACAAACCCUCAUCUUCAAGUCAUAGACAUUGUGUUACCCUCCCAAAACCCUCCAUUUUCAUCUCCUGCCGCUUUCCUAAUUAUUCGAAUGAGCUGUCCCGGAUCCAGUCUCUGAAAGAUCCUGCUCGGCAGUCCAUUACUCUACCUCUUGGUCUCGAUAUACCGACUCUGUCUCCGGUUUGAUGUGAUGCCCCCGUGGUUGCUGGCCAACAUCCAGCACAUCGAGACCCGUUGCGGGGAUUCCAACCGUUGACAGGCCUUACUCCUCUCCCUUUGCUACCUACACAAGAACCUCCAUAUAAUACAGCACUUCCAAUCAACAUCGCCGGCAAUGCUGGCCGAUGGCAACCAUGAGUGGAAUUUCACAGCCUUUGCCCGGCCUCCUUGACACUUUCCAAUUCUCCAUCCCCGACUUACCUGCCCUCGGCGAUUUCCACAUCGCCCCGCUGCGAGACCCGGUCCCCUCACGUUCUACGAAAGUCCCCUUGCCACUGGAGCCUUUACCUGGCCCUGCCCACAGCAAGACACGAAAUCCGGAGGUCCCAUUUGCAGAGAAUUUCAUUGAGAAAAGGAGAGGACCUCAGAUCACCCCCAAUGAUGUCCUGCUCGCCCGAGAGGCCAAAAAACCACAUCUUGCGAUCAGCGAAUUACUUGAAGCCAACAGCGGGAGAGAUGUGACACCAACACAGUUGCCCUCGUUCAUCAGCCUGUCGGUUGUGGAGAGAUCUCCCAUACAAGUCCCCUCCAGUCUCGAAAACAUUGAGUAUCACGCUCCAAAGCGACUUAAGCUUGACAACGAGAUUGAUCAUGUCUCCAAUGACCCUAUUCGCCGACUGCCUCGCCCGCCUCAGAAGGACGGUAGACAUCCCCCCCGACCUGCUCCGUUGUUACCUGCCAUGGUUACAGGGCUUCAUGAGCCUCCACCCUCGGCUGCGUUGUUGCCUUCCAUUGACGUGCCACCCCGGCCAUCCCUUGUUCGCGCUGCCACGAGUUCCAAAAUACAUGUCAAGGAUAUCUUGAGCACUUCAAACCCUGAAAAAUCUCCGCCCCCGCCUGUAUCCAAUACCCUGGCUCCGGGAUCAGAAAAGACACGAUCUCAUCUGUCCCCAGGCCCCGUUGGCCCGUCGUCUCGGGCAGGCAGCCCAAUGUCUACCGAGAACUCGACACAACUCAGUAUUUCAAGGGAUGGCAAAACCAGAAGAGCUCGACGAAAGUGGUCUGAGCAAGAAACUCAAGACCUCUUAGCUGGUGUGCACAAGUACGGUGCUGGUCGGUGGAAACAGAUCCUCGAAGACCCUGCCUUCAACUUCUGUGAACGAAGCUCGGUAGAUCUGAAGGACCGGUACAGAGUUUGUGCAAACAACGAUGCCUCAGUCAAACCUCUGCAAGCACCAAGCAGGACACCGUCGAAUGAAGACCUGACCAGAUUUGCUCAAUCAAACUCAUUUCGGAUACACGGAGAACUAGGCGAGAUACAAGCAACAACGCCGUCCGGUGCCAAAGGCCAACCCACGAAACAACGCCGCAAACGGUGUGCAUGGACCGCUGUGGAAGACCAGAACCUUCUCGACGGAGUAGUCAAGCACGGGUUCCAAUGGACCCUGAUCCACGAUGACCCAGAGCUCAACCUACACCAUCGCCGCGCGACAGAUCUACGUGAUCGCAUUAGAAACCGAUUUCCCGAUGGUUACAAGCACGCCGACGUAGCCCCGUUCAGAUCAGAAGUGAAAAAGGCGGAAAAGACAGGCGCUGUCUCGAGACUGGCCCCUGCUAUCAACGGUAGUGGCACUGGAGAUGUCGACAGCCCAGCACAGAGUCCCAUAUUUUCCAAAUCCACCAUGGUACGACUCGAAACACCCACCACUCUACCUCUGCAUGCCUCCAACGAGCAAAACCGCACUGUCUCCGCCACCGUUCACAUGAUGAUUCACCGCACCAACAGUGACGGCAACCUAGUCGCCCACAAGUACGACCGGGACAAGGACAUUGCCAGAGACAAGGAACAGAGCAAAGAUCAGACUCAACCCAUGGUCACUUUACCGAGCUUCAGUCUCGGUGUCGACGAUGACAUGGAUUGGGAUAACCGACUUCCUCCUAUGCAUGAAUGGGACGAUAUCGGUAUCUAGUGCUUGGCUUGCGAGCUCGCUAGCUGGCCAGUCUAGUCUUUUCAAGAGUGUCUCCGAUCGAUCUACCCUGCCAUGAGGAAGAGAUGGAACAGGACCGAACUCAGGAGGAAAUGGGUUUCCACUUAUUCAGCUGAAGGUGUUGCAAAGCGCAUCAAGCUCGACCAUAUCAGGUUUCUGGUCUGAUUGUUAUCUCGUACAAGAUUUUUGUGCUUUCUUUGUUAAGGAGUUGUGCAAUAUGCGCAUAAUGUGCUUUUUCUAUUGAUACCCCCAUAGUAAUUCUGCUAAUGCUUCAAAAAACGAAUGGAGCCUGCUGGCUGGCUCUGACUUAUAUCAAUCCUUC
This is a messenger RNA of Exophiala mesophila, 2558 nucleotides long. RefSeq lists its product as uncharacterized. The transcript has a single exon. Lineage: Eukaryota; Fungi; Ascomycota; Eurotiomycetes; Chaetothyriales; Herpotrichiellaceae. The coding region runs from base 434 to 2218 and encodes 594 amino acids. The record is from RefSeq and is a predicted model, not a curated record.